This is a messenger RNA of Plasmodium cynomolgi strain B, 889 nucleotides long. RefSeq lists its product as hypothetical. The coding region runs from base 128 to 577 and encodes 149 amino acids. The record is from RefSeq and is a predicted model, not a curated record. The transcript is spliced from 5 exons. NCBI's taxonomy places the organism in Eukaryota, Apicomplexa, Aconoidasida, Haemosporida, Plasmodiidae.
AUACAUCACUACUGUUGUACACACAUAUGAAAAUACAUUUGUGUAAGUCUAUAUAAAUCCACUACAAGUAAAAAUUCUCCACACAUUGUCGUCAUUUAAAAUUACUUUUCUGAACGAGCUAGCUAAAAUGAACUAUUUUGUUGUGUCCAUUUGUUUUUUCCUUUGGUGUGUUGUUCAGAAUAAUUUUGUUCUAAAUGAAAAAAUUAUUCCCAUAAGUCCUGCUAACCGUUCAAAGUUAAAAAAAAUGAUAGACCGUGAUGAGGACUUUAAAAUAAAUAUACACGCCCCCGUGGAGGAUACACAGGAAGUGCUGGAAUCUUUGGAUUCCCUGAUGAGGGUGGAAGAAAUCCAGAGAAAAGUCGACGAAGAAGAGUUCAUGGGCGACAAGCAGAGGCUGUUGAAAGUUCAUAAAAAGAGAAUUCACAUUCCUUGUUCAUCUGCCCCAACUCGAUGCCACCCUCGUGCACUCAGGGAUAUUGUUGCCUCGGCGUUUGAGCCACUCCACGCUUUCCUACCCAACCCGCUGCAACACCUGAUUAUUAAAGAUGUCCACUCGUACUUAAAUGACCAAGAAUGACGGCGUUAUGCCUACAUGUGAGUGAUGGACCUUAAAUAUAGCGAAUAUGUUAGAAGUGACGGAUCUGAAACGGGUGCACAUAUAGCUAUUUGCUUCUAUGCGUAGGUGGAGGGUCAUAGGAGCUAUAAGCAAUCAGAAAUUGCACCCAUGGUGAAAGGCAAAAAAAAAAAAAAAAAAAGAAAAAAAUAGUGUAAACCGAAUUGGGGUGCACAAACUGGGAAGAAUUAAAGGAGAAAAUGUAAUUUAAUGGUUGGUUAUUUUGUUAAAGCGCUCAUGUCCUUUUGUUGUAUGGUACAUUUAAAGGUGCCUUUU